This is a messenger RNA of Myripristis murdjan (pinecone soldierfish), 1940 nucleotides long. RefSeq names its product carbonic anhydrase VI (gene ca6). Gene Ontology annotation, molecular function: carbonate dehydratase activity; zinc ion binding. The transcript has 10 exons. Lineage: Eukaryota; Metazoa; Chordata; Actinopteri; Holocentriformes; Holocentridae. The coding region runs from base 71 to 1675 and encodes 534 amino acids. The record is from RefSeq and is a predicted model, not a curated record.
UUGUAGUCAGGAGAGGACAGCCUUUGCGGGGUGUGAGUCCUGUCCAAAAGCAAAAGGGAUUUCCAUCGCAAUGGAGCUCUUCUCUCUGUGUGCCCUCAUCGCUUUGGUCUAUGCUGCCAGUGCUAAUAUACCGCAUGAUGGAAUCCACUGGACGUACACAGAAGGGGCUUUGGACCAGGCACACUGGCCUACAAAGUAUCCUGCAUGUGGGGGUAAGAAACAGUCUCCAAUUGAUAUCCAGCGGCGCAGCGUCAGACACAACCCCGACAUACUGCAGCUUGAGCUCAGCGGGUAUGAACCACAGAAAGGGAACUUCCUCAUGUCCAACAAUGGGCACUCAGUCCAAAUUGACCUGCCUUCCACCAUGAUGAUCACCAAGGGGCUCCCAGGAAAGUACACAGCUGUCCAGAUGCAUCUACACUGGGGCGGCUGGGACCUGGAGGCCAGUGGCGCCGAGCACACAAUAGACGGCAUCCGUUACAUGGCAGAGCUCCAUGUUGUCCAUUACAAUUCUGAUAAGUACAAGAGCUUUACUGAAGCCAGAGACAAGCCAGAUGGUUUGGCAGUACUUGCCUUUUUCUAUGAGGAUGGGCACUUUGAGAACACCUACUACAGUGAUUUCAUCUCCAACCUGGACAAAAUCAAGUAUGCAGGUCAGUCCAUGAACGUAUCCAGCAUCAACGUGCGCUCCAUGCUCCCUGAGAAUCUCAAUCAUUUCUUCAGAUACCAGGGCUCUCUCACUACUCCACCCUGCUACGAGAGCAUCCUCUGGACUGUGUUUGAUACGCCCAUCACUCUUUCCCAUAACCAGAUCAGGAAGUUGGAGAGCACGCUGAUGGACAUCGACAACCAGACCCUGUGGAAUGACUACCGCAUGGCCCAGCCGCUCAAUGAUCGUGUGGUGGAGUCUUCUUUCCUGCCACGCCUUGGCAAAGGAACAUUUUGUCGGCAAGAUGAAAUUGAAUCUAAGCUCCUGAGGAUUGAGGGUUUGAUAACAUCUCUUGGAAAACACAUACAUUCGAGUGGACUUCGUGACUUUAGGCCUUCCAGAAAUGAGCCCCGUGCUCUCUUUCCCCUAGUGCUCAACUUCCCAGAGAGGAACGCUGGCAGCUACGUCCUGGCCCGCCUUAACCAUGCCAUGGACCUUCACUCCUUCACUGCCUGCAUGCACGUCAAGCCUCAGCCUGGGACCAUCCACACCGUCCUCUCCUACUCCAGUGCCGGCAACGACAACGAGCUAAUGAUCACCAUUGGCUAUGAGGUUGGCCUCUGGCUUGGCAAUGAAUAUGUGAACCUGCCGCACAACUUCCAGUCACACGAUUGGGCAAACUACUGCAUCACCUGGUCAUCCCACACCGGAGGGACGGAGCUGUGGAUCAACGGCAUGGUGGGUGAGGAGCGGUACCUGAGAGCCGGCUAUACCGUGAACCCCGGCGGUGUCUUCAUCCUGGGGAAAGACCAGGAUGGCUUCUUGGGCAUCUCUAACUCAGAUGCCUUCGUGGGUAAGAUGACAGAUGUCAACGUGUGGGACUAUGUGCUGAGCACAGCUGAUAUCCGGGAGCAGAUGUCAUGUGAAAGGAACAACACCGCGAUGGGCAAUGUAUUCAGCUGGGGCGUCACCCACCUCAGCCUGUAUGGAGGGGUGCAGCUGGAUAGUGACUACAGAUGUCCCUGAGUGCCCAAAGGCUCCAGUUGCUCUGUCUGUAUGAGCUUUAAAAUGCCAGUAUAAUGUAUGGUUUAGUUGGAGGUGUGGAUUUGAGAAAGCCAUUGAUUGAUCUAUACCAAAAUAUCAGCGGUGAUCAUGGUCAUAAAAAUGUGUUUUGUAUAUCAAAUUUCUAUGAGAAACCUAUCAGUCAAUAUUUAAUGCACAACAGAAGUUAAGCAAUAUCUUCCACUGCAUCAGCCAUGUACUGUAUUCAUAUCUUUUUAUUGUCAAUAAA